This is a messenger RNA of Merops nubicus (carmine bee-eater), 753 nucleotides long. RefSeq names its product receptor-type tyrosine-protein phosphatase epsilon-like. The transcript is spliced from 6 exons. The record is from RefSeq and is a predicted model, not a curated record. Gene Ontology annotation, biological process: protein dephosphorylation. NCBI's taxonomy places the organism in Eukaryota, Metazoa, Chordata, Aves, Coraciiformes, Meropidae. Gene Ontology annotation, molecular function: protein tyrosine phosphatase activity. The annotation marks the transcript as partial.
CUCCAGGAGGGCUGCAAAGCCCCCAGGCUGGUCACCCAGCUUCACUUCACCAGCUGGCCUGACUUUGGGGUGCCCUUCACACCCAUUGGGAUGCUGAAAUUCCUGAAAAAAGUCAAAACAGUGAAUCCUGCCCACGCUGGACCCGUCGUGGUUCACUGCAGUGCUGGCGUGGGUCGCACGGGCACCUUCAUUGUGAUAGAUGCCAUGAUGGACAUGAUGCAUGCUGAGCAGAAGGUGGACGUCUUCGAGUUCGUGUCCAGGAUCCGUAACCAGCGGCCUCAGAUGGUUCAGACUGAUAUGCAAUACUCCUUCAUUUAUCAAGCCUUACUGGAAUACUACCUCUAUGGUGACACCGAGCUGGAUGUCUCCUCCUUAGAAAAACAUCUACAGACAUCCCAGAGUGCAGCCCCAAACCUUGUCAAGAUAGGGCUAGAAGAAGAAUUUAAAAAGUUAACGAACGUCCGGAUAAUGAAGGAGAACAUGAGAACUGGCAACCUCCCAGCAAACAUGAAGAAAGCCAGAGUCAUCCAGAUCAUCCCCUAUGAUUUUAACAGGGUGAUUCUGUCCAUGAAGAGAGGACAGGAGUAUACUGACUACAUCAACGCCUCCUUCAUAGAUGGCUAUCGCCAGAAGGAUUACUUCAUUGCCACCCAAGGACCCCUCCCACACACCGUGGAGGACUUCUGGAGGAUGGUGUGGGAGUGGAAGUGUCACACCAUCGUGAUGCUCACCGAGGUGCAGGAGAGGGAGCAG